AUGGCCGAUCAUCAAAAAGAAGAUCGAGGUUCUGUUCUUAAAGACAUUUUCUUUAUCAUUCGCACGUAUUUAGAGGAUUUGUCUUCUGAGAAACCCUGGAAGGAUGUACGAGAUUCAGUAGCACUCGCAAAUGAGUGUAAGGCAGCCGGGAUUCCUCCUUUUGGUUUCAUUUAUUCUUACGAUUGGCUUUAUGCUUAUUUUGAUAGUGAUUCUAUUAGUCUUUUUCAUUGA
Sclerotinia sclerotiorum 1980 UF-70 is the source of this 231-nucleotide messenger RNA. RefSeq lists its product with no specific name. Bases 1 to 231 code for a protein of 76 amino acids. Lineage: Eukaryota; Fungi; Ascomycota; Leotiomycetes; Helotiales; Sclerotiniaceae. The record is from RefSeq and is a predicted model, not a curated record. The transcript has a single exon.